Messenger RNA from Cynoglossus semilaevis (tongue sole), 5859 nucleotides. Its product is annotated as CSC1-like protein 2. Gene Ontology annotation, cellular component: plasma membrane. The transcript is spliced from 23 exons. NCBI's taxonomy places the organism in Eukaryota, Metazoa, Chordata, Actinopteri, Pleuronectiformes, Cynoglossidae. Gene Ontology annotation, molecular function: calcium-activated cation channel activity; nucleic acid binding. The record is from RefSeq and is a predicted model, not a curated record. The coding region runs from base 1478 to 3670 and encodes 730 amino acids.
CUCGACUUCAUGUGUUUCCUGGUGCUGCUCUUUGUAUUCUCCAUCCUGAGGAAAGUCGCAUGGGAUUAUGGUCGCCUGGCAUUGGUCACUGACGCUGACAGACUGGGGAGUUGUUUCACCGAUGAGGAGGAGGAGGAAGACCUGUGUGUCUGUGAUUUAUUGACUAUAAUAUUAUUACACUCUCAACUCCAACGUCUGAACCACGUCAGAGAACCAAAAGUGCUGUACAUUUACAGAAAAUAAUAGAGUUUGUGUUAGCUAGAAGGGAGCCAGUAAUGAAAGAUAAAUUGGUUAUAGUUAGUAACUCUAGUAAAAGCUAGUAGAAAUAAAAGAUUAGCAGCUAAAAUAUACAUAAAGGUUAGCCUGGAAAUAGCUAGAAGUAAGCAAAAAUGGUACGAAACAUAGCAAAGACACAUAGCAUAUUCAUACGAUGGUGGUUAGCACGGCUGCCUUGGAAACAGAGAGCAGGUAGUCCUGGGUUUGAUUCCCAGAAGAGCCAUGUACUUGGCGCCUCCAGGUGGCAGCCUGUUGGAGCAGAUUUGCCAAUGAAAUUAUUAUUAUUAGUUAGUAAUAAUAAUAGAGAAUGUAGCUAGACUUUGCUUAAACAGCUUAAAGUUGACAAAAUGAUUACGUUUUAAAGAGGAAAGACGUGACGUCAGGGUGUAAAUCUCACACACUGAAGUGACUGAAUUUCCCGUGACACCGUUUUCUUACUCUGCCGUGUGUGUUUGGUUUGGUGUGUUUAACUGUUUAACAUGUGGUGACCACAACGAAAAAACACCACAGGUUAAAAAUCUGUACGAUUUGUGUGACCAAUGCAGUGUAACAUACAGUUUAGCUCUUUUAUGCUAACAAGUUUGAUGCUAAUCCGCUUGUUUUUAUGUGAAUGUGAAUCAGCCGGAGACGAGACAGAGAUAACUAUGAACCGGUAAAAAGGUAAAAACAAACAAACAAAAAACCCAGGACGUUUGUGAUGUUUUAGCCCCACGUGUCUUGAUAAGUGUUACUCGACUGUUUAGCUAGCAGGUUCAGACUAGCUGUGACGGUGCUCAGAUCAGUCGUGUUGUCCUUUACUGGUAUGAGUGUUAGGGGUUAGCAUUAGCCUCAUGUGAUGUGACCACAGAUUAAAAAAAUAUCAGGAAAAUGUCAGUGUUUGUAUUUAAUCAACUGAACCAGUCUGGAAAAAAAGUUGGUACAUUUCCUAAAUGUAUUAAAUCGUUAAAACAUCAACUGUGAUAAUUCAUUUACAACUGGAUUUUAAUAUCAGCCUGAUUCCAAUCGUCAUCAGUUUGAGUUUUUAGUGAGUGUACCAACUCAGGUUUGGACUUCCCUUUAGCUUCUGUCUGUGUUUGCUAUCUUUAAGAGCGCUUUUCCAGAGGAUCAGCCCAGUCCAAGGUCAGAGUGGCUAAGUGCUAAUAGCAAACAGGAAACUGACUUUUCUUUCUUUCCUGUCCGUCUCUGUAGCGUUGCUUCGGCGAUGCACUCAGAAACACCUGAUCGCUAUGAACGCCUAACGUCUGUGUCCAGCUCAGUUGAUUUUGAGCAGAGAGACAAUGGAUUUUGCUCGUGGCUAACGGCCAUCUUCAGAAUAAAAGAUGAGGAGAUCAGGGAGAAAUGUGGCGAGGACGCCGUCCACUACCUGUCCUUCCAGCGUCACAUCAUCGGUCUGCUUGUCGUCGUAGGCGUGCUGUCUGUCGGCAUCGUACUCCCCGUGAACUUCUCCGGAGACCUGCUGGAGAACAAUGCCUACAGCUUUGGACGCACCACGAUAGCCAACCUGAAGUCUGAGACAAAUCUUCUGUGGCUCCAUACGACCUUUGCCUUCAUGUAUCUGCUCCUGACCGUCUACAGCAUGAGGAGACACACGUCUAAGAUGCACUACAAGGAGGACGACCUGGUGAAACGCACUUUAUUUAUUAAUGGCAUCUCCAAAUACGCCGAGGAGACCCAGAUCAAACAGCACUUUGAACAGGCAUAUGAGAACUGCACCGUGCUGGAGGCUCGCAUCUGUUACAACGUGGCCAAACUGAUGGCUCUGAACGCUGAAAGAAAGAAGACAGAGCGCAGUAAAAAGUUUUUCACCGACCUAAUGGCAAAGGAACACAUUCCGACCAUGAUCAACCCUAAACCCUGUGGACACCUGUGCUGCUGCGCCAUUGCAGGCUGUGAGGAGGAGGAGGCAGUUAGCUACUACACCAAGAGGGAGGCUAAGCUAAAAGAGGAGUACAGGAAGGAGAAGGAAAAGGUUCACACCAAACCUCUGGGCAUGGCGUUCGUGACCUUCCAGAACGAAGCCAUGACUGCGAUCAUUCUGAAGGACUUCAACGCCUGUCAGGUUCAGGGCUGUCGCUGUCGCCUGGAGCCUGGCUCCUCUCAGUUCAGCGAAGUUCUCCAUGUCCACAACUGGAGUGUGUCGUAUGCACCGGACCCCCAGAACGUACGCUGGGAGCACCUGUCGCUGGGCGGUGUCAGGUGGUGGAUCCGCUGCUUCAUCAUCAACUGCAUUCUCUUCAUCCUCCUUUUUUUCCUCACCACACCUGCCAUCAUUAUUUCCACCAUGGACAAGUUCAACGUCACCAAACCUGUGGAGUAUCUGAACAAUCCCAUCGUGACUCAGUUCUUCCCCACACUCCUGCUCUGGGCCUUCUCGGCUCUGUUGCCGACCAUCGUCUAUUACUCCGCCUUCUUCGAGGCUCACUGGACCAGGUCUGGAGAAAACAGGACAACCAUGCACAAAUGUUACACCUUCCUGAUCUUCAUGGUGCUGCUGCUUCCGUCUCUGGGGCUCAGCAGCCUGGAUGUUUUUUUCCGCUGGCUCUUUGACAAGAAGUUCCUUGACGGUGGAACAGUCAGAUUUGAGUGUGUGUUUUUGCCAGAUAACGGUGCUUUCUUUGUCAACUACGUCAUCGCCUCCGCUUUUAUUGGAAACGCCAUGGACCUGCUGCGGAUUCCUGGUCUCCUCAUGUACAUGAUCCGGUUGUGUCUGGCUCGGUCUGCCGCUGACCGUCGCAACGUUAAGAGGCACCAGGCCUACGAGUUCCAGUUCGGGGCGGCGUACGCCUGGAUGAUGAACGUCUUCACGGUGGUGAUGGCGUACAGUAUCACCUGUCCAAUCAUUGUCCCCUUCGGUUUGAUGUACAUGCUGCUCAAACAUCUGGUGGAUCGAUACAACAUGUACUACGCCUACCUGCCGUCCAAACUGGACAAGAAGAUCCACUCUGGUGCCGUCACCCAGGUGGUGGCUGCUCCCAUUCUUUGUCUCUUCUGGCUGCUCUUCUUCUCCACCGUUCGCACAGGUUUCAAGACUCCGACGUCCAUGUUCACACUGGUGGUCCUCAUCGUCACCAUCGUGGUCUGUCUGUCCCACGUCUGUUUCGGACACUUCAAGUAUCUCAGCGCUCACAACUACAAGAUUGAUACCAAGGACACCGACGUGGACGCGGUAGAAAAUGGACGUCCGGCUCGUCCCUCGUCUUCACCCACCACCAAGUCUCAGCAGCAGCAGCAGCAGAUGUACAUUGCUCAGGUGCUGCAGGACGGUGGCAGCGGUGGUGAAGAAGAUCGUGGCUCGUCUCAGGACGAGGACAUGAUGAACGGAGGAAACAGCAUCAAUGAGGCGGAUUUCCAGUCAGGGGAGGACAGUCUGAUCGCCAACGAGGUCCGCCAGUAGCUGUUGGUGAAGCCAGGGAGUGGGUGGAGCUAAUUCAGUGUUUGGACAAGAUUUAGAAACACAAACCUGAUGCUUUGCACAUGGAGACUGACCACCAUUAGCUCCACCCUCUCUCAGCGCUGAAAGACUUGACCCUGACCUAUGACACUGGCGCCGGGCGCCAACAUGCAGUCCUGCACAUAUCCACCUAUUCCACAGGAGGUCGCUGUACAGUACCACAAAGCCAGUCCUUUUCUUUUGUACUGCUCUCUGUAACGCUAGAGGUCAGUGUUUAUCUUUCUUUUUGCCUGAGCCUGGUCUGGAUGGUGGCUCCUCAUUCCACCGUAGUUCAGCAGCAGGUUCAGAGAGUAAAAAAAGACAGGUCAACACUUAACUGAGUAAUCCUUAGACACUGCCUCCACUGGCGUCAGAGUCAGUGUUAAAUCACUUGCUCCGUUCCAGUAAGGUAGAAGCUUCUGCUGUCUUCUUUUCCUCAACGUCUUUAGUUUUUCUGUCGGUCAAUAUUUCCGGUACUUUUACCAGACUGCCAGAGACUGAGAUUUAAACUGGAUCUCUCCCACACACCUCCAUCUUUACAUCAGAGUUCAAACUACUUCUCACUCAACACUGUACCUACGUUUGCAUGAACAUCCAGCUUCAACUGCUGUCUCUCAAGGUAAAAAUGAGUUCAUCCACUAACUUUUGAUUUAUUAACCUGCCUUUGCUGCAUGUUUUUUUUUUGUUUGUUUGUUUGUUUUUUUUUAAGCUCCGCCUGGAUUUAAGAUAUGGGACAAAGUCACCUGCCCAACAUCCAGGAGCUCAUCCUACUUUUUCUCGCUGCCAACAACUCAACAAACUUUGGUGAAAAAUAACUGGACUCUUAUUGGUUUUCCCACGUUUCAGUUUCUGUCCCGAAAUCUCCAGAUAAAGGCCACAAACGUCCGUGUCUGUGUACGUUUUCGGAACUAUUUCAGGUCUUUGCAGAGAUCCCAAGAAAUGUUUGGUAGUGUGAGGCGAGGUAGAUGCAGAAGAGCAGUGCUCUUCGACUGGGACGUCCUACCCUUCACACCUGACACUGUUGGAAGUGUGUGUGUGUUUGUGUGUGUGUGUGUGUGUGUGUUUGAACAAGAGAGAGGAAGACAGACUAUGCCAUCUCAGUGUUUCACAAACUUCUGUCGACUUAGUUCAGUAAGAAAAAUUAACGUCAGAGAAAAACACAACUUGUGUUUAGUCUUUCGUUACGUUAGCCUAGCUUUGCUUAAAGGUCCAGUAAACAAUACUCAGCACCACGGUUUUAAGCUUACGACUUAAAGUUCUCUUCAAUUACAUCUUAUUUUGUCUGGUGCAGUUACUGACACUCCAGCAGGGGUCACUUAAGAACAGCUGGAUCCUUGAAUCCAGUUUUUGCCUAAAAAAACAUUGAUAUUUGCUGCUCGUUGCUGUUAGGAAGCAAGCUAACUGAGUCAACUUCUUCUUUUUUCAGCUGCUCCCCCCAGGGGUAGCAGAUUAUUUGCCUUCAUCUCACCCUGUCCCUUUCCUCAUCUACUGUUACACCAACCUUUUGCAUGUUUCCGUGAUAAACACCAGUUUCUUUAACUGCUCACGUUCUUUGUCUAUUUUGUGUUUUGUCUGAAGUGUCGUAUCCUCUUUCUCGUUGAAUUUUCUUGUUUAGAACUUCCAUCAUUCACAUGUGUGUUUUGUUCUUUGGACAGUGUAUAAUGACAUCAACUGUACUACCAUACCUGUAGGACCAUGCACAGUUAGCUCAUGGAAUAAAAAAAAUAAUUGGCUGAAAGUUGAAGAAAUUUGAAUGUUACUUGACAUUUUCUGACCAAAAUGAAAUCGGAAUAUUCCUAAUUUUGUUUUGUAAAAGUGGCACUCUCUGAGCUGAUCAAAUUAGAGGCUUCUGUUGCAAAGUAGGCAUUUCUGAUGAAAUAAUUCACUGAAUUUUCAAAAGUGAUUAGUUUUGGUGCUUGAUUAUUGUAUAGUGGACCCUUAAAAAACAGGAAAACAGCAGAAACUGUUAGCUUAGCUUAGCUAAGCUGUAGUAUAGGUCCGUUUGUAAUAUAUAUGUAAUUUGCUACAUCUUAUUUUGUUAGCAUCUUUGUCUUAAGUUAGCACUAUUUAUAUAAACAGCGUAUGAAAAAACAAAACAUGUCAGGUGCUCUGAUGGGACCAGACUUUUUGUCCGACUUUGAGCUAGUCUAACA